AUGGAAGACGUACCUACUCUAACUAUACGGAGGGGUGCAAUAAAAGGCCGUAUCACAAAAUUCCUAAAAUUCUUACAAGAUUUCACGGAUGACGGAGACGUAUCGCAAAUCCGAGUACGAAAACAAAAAAUCGAAGAAUGUUGGGAUGAAUUUCAAAAAAUACAGUCCGCCAUAGAAAUCAAGGUCGAAGACGAGGCACAAGCUACAGCCGAAGAAAACUAUCGGUUUGAAUUUGAAGAUAUGUACUUUCAAGCCAUCGCAGACAGCGAAAAAAUACUAAUUAAAACCGGUCACAACGCAAACCCAAAUAUAAGUAAUAACAGUAAUGGCGAAGUACAGGGAAGCACAAACAGCUGCAAUCAUCUAGCAUCAAUAGUAAAGCUAGCACCGUUAAAAAUACCCGAGUUUAGUGGUAACUAUAAAGAUUGGUCAGCGUUUAAAGAUAUAUUCACAAUAAUGGUACACUCAAAUGAGAACGUUCAGGAAGUUCAAAAGUUGUUUUACUUAAAAGCCGCACUGUCUGGAGACGCAGCUGAAGUCGUAAAAUGUUUUGAAACUUCCGCAAACAACUAUCAAAUUGCAUGGGAGUGUUUAAACGAGCGAUUCAAUAAUAAACGGAUUAUGGUGCAGGCACACAUAAAGGCAAUUUUCGACUUAGAAAAAAUAACAGAAGAAUCGUCAGAAAAGUUGCGGCAGUUUGUCGACAAGCUGUUCGGUCACAUAAAGGCACUAGAAGCGAUCGGAUACACACCUAUGUCAUGGGGUCCGAUGUUGUUACACGUUAUCUCAACAAAGCUCGACAAUACUACCUUACGUGAAUGGGAAACACAAGCUCCUAAAACAGAAGUCCCAAAGGUCGAAGAAUUAAUUGCGUUUUUAAAGAGCCGAUUUCAAGUCUUAGAAUCGAUUGAAAACGCGCAAAGUUUAAAUAAAACCACAAACGGACCGUCGCAAAUGCCGAUAAGAGAUAACAAGAUAAAGAAUAAAAAUAAAACAUUGUUUACACACGCCGCAACAGUAAAAUUCAAAUGUUACAUUUGCAAAGAGCCGCACGCUAUUUAUAAAUGCAAACAAUUUUUAGAUCUCGCAGUGAAACAGCGUCGAGAAAAUGUUACAAAAUUAAAAUUGUGUAUUAAUUGUUUAUCAAAACAUAAAGAUAAUAAGUGCAAGGCGAAAGGGUGUCGAAAAUGUGGAGAACACCACAACACGCUGUUACACGAAAACGUUUCCGAACAAAACGCGGAAACCGUACCACCUACGUCAAUAAGUGCGCACGCAGCUGCUAGCGCACCGGGUGCAAAGGUUUUAUUAUCCACGGCAAUAAUAAAAAUUUUUAGCAGUACAAACGAACCAUUUUUUGCACGAGCAUUACUCGAUUCUGCUUCUCAGGGCAAUUUCAUCACUAAUAAUUUAGUAUGCAAAUUACGACUCGCGAAACACAAAUUUGAUUGCGCUAUUUCUGGUGUGAACGCCGCCGAAUGCCGGGUAUCGCACGUAGUCACGGCAGAAGUGCGGGCGCGUACAAACGAGUAUACGAGGUCAAUCAACUUUAUGACAUUGCCAAAAAUAACAUCCAAAUUACCGACCAGUCCGAUACACGUCAGCAACUCGUACACCGUACCGGAGUAUAUAGAGUUUGCCGAUCCGACGUACGCGACGCCGGGAGAAAUUGAUUUGCUUUUGGGAGCCGAAGUAUUUUUUGAUACACUUCGUUCUGGUCAGUAUAAACCGACGGCAAACGGACUCGUUUACCAGGAAACUGCUUUUGGAUGGGUGGUCGCAGGAUCAGUACAACAGCACUCGAGUAAUUCAGGGCAUACAUUUGUCGCGCAGACACUACCAAGCGAUUGUUGUCGACAAAUAGAAAAACAAAUUUCCAAAUUUUGGCAUCUAGAAGAGUUAGGGAAAGUGGAAUGUUUCAGCCUCGAAGAAAAACAAUGUAUAGAACAUUUCGAAAAAAGUGUAACCAAAGGCGCAGACGGAAGGUUCAUUGUGCAGCUGCCCUUCAAAGAAAAUCCAAAUGAAUUAGGUAAUUCGAAAGCAGUCGCAUUAAAACGAUUUAUGUCUACUGAAAACAGAUUACGUAUUAACCCGAAAUUAAAGGAAGCCUACGUACAGUUCAUAAAUGAAUACGUAAAAUUAGGUCAUAUGGAACAAGUUCGGGAUAACGACGAAAACAAUAAACCUGUUUAUUAUAUACCGCAUCACGCAGUGUUACGCGAUAACAGUUUAACAACAAAGCUGCGGGUUGUAUUUGACGCGUCGUGUAUAACGGAUACCGGGAAGAGCCUUAAUGACAUCCUAUUAAAAGGACCGUCAAUUCAAGAUGACCUAAUUAGUAUCAUAACUCGUUUUCGCACACAUAAAUACGCAAUGUCCGCUGACAUCGAGAAAAUGUAUCGGCAAAUUUGGAUCGCCAAAAAAGACCGCGAUUUUCAACGCGUGUUGUGGAGAGCGAACCCAGAGGACGAAGUAAAGGAAUACCGACUUAACACGGUAACGUACGGAACAAGUCCAGCGUCUUAUUUAGCUACAGCGUGUUUAAAAAAAUUGGCCGACGAUAUGAGACCAUUAUUUCCGGACGCCAGCUCUGCCGUCACAACAGAUUUCUAUAUGGACGAUUAUCUGGGCGGCGCACAAACGAUCGACGCAGCCGUUAAAUUGCGUAACGAAAUAGUGGCGAUAACAAACUCGUCGGGAUUUAAUUUAAGGAAGUGGGUGUCGAACGAUAAACGUCUAUUAACCGGAAUUCCUAAUGACGACGACGACCCGCUGCGGGUGUUAAAUUUAGACGGUAGCGCCGUAAAAACGCUGGGCAUGAGCUGGAAUCCGUGUAACGACACAUAUACAUAUAAGUUCGAAAAAGUAAACAAUGACAAGGUCAUUACGAAACGUACGGUACUAUCCGCGAUCGCAACAAUAUUUGAUCCGUUGUCAUUAAUCGGCCCAGUCGUAGUAAAAGCAAAGAUUUUCAUGCAACAAUUAUGGACAAAUAAAAUCGGCUGGGACGAAAAACUACCGCCACCAUUAUACGUCGAAUGGAACACGUACUAUGAAGAGUUACCUGAAAUAGAACAAAUACGAAUACCGCGGUGCGUAAUGGGAGUUAACAAUGCGCUCCAUAUACAAAUACACGGUUUCGCGGACGCGUCAAUAAAAGCAUACGCGGCAGCGAUGUAUUUACGCGCGACAGACGAGUACGGCAAUCACGUCACACGCUUAAUUGCCGCCAAAUCACGAGUAGCCCCACUAAAGGUAAUUUCUUUGGCAAAAUUAGAAUUGUGUGCGGCAGUCUUACUCGUGCGCUUAGUUAAUAAAAUACUGCCCAGUUUGCGCGUAAAUUGUGUUCGACGUUAUUUUUGGUCAGACUCUACAAUAGUUUUGGCGUGGAUAAGUUCACCGGCGUCCAAAUGGAAAACCUUCGUGGCGCACAGAGUCGGAGAAGUACAACAGUUUUCCGCUGUAACGGAAUGGGCACACGUUAAGUCCGAAGACAAUCCCGCGGAUGUACUUUCCAGAGGCUGUAGUCCAAAACAGUUACGUGAACAUAAACUGUGGUGGGAAGGCCCACAAUGGCUGCAGGCAGAUGAAAAUUCGUGGCCAAAUGCUAAAGAAAAGGUGCCGUUACCACCCGAAGAAAUGCCAGAAUUUAAAGGUGAAAGACCUGUCGUGCUGACUACAAAGGUCGAAUACGGUUUAAUUGAAAAAUAUUCAUGUUUACAAAAAUUACUUCGUAUUACGGCGUAUUGCAUGCGUUGGAAAACGUACAAUAGUAAAAAUAAGCAUUUCACGGCGGAAAUCAAUACGGAAGAACUCGAUGCCGCUAAAAAUGUAUUAAUUAAAUUGGUACAAGGACAAUAUUUUCAUGAUGAAAUUAAAUGUUUAAUUGCAAAACAAAAUGUUAAUAAACGAAGUAAGUUGAAAUUAUUGUGCCCGUAUAUCGAUAAGGACGGUAUAUUACGGGUUGGCGGGCGUCUGAACAAUAUGCAAUCAAUCAACGCCGAUAAGCGAAACCCAGUAUUAUUACCUGCACAGUCCAAAUUAACAAUAUUGAUAUUUAUGCACGAACAUUAUCGCCAAAUACAUGUAGGUCCUCAAGCGCUAUUAGCGACAAUUAGGGAUCAAUAUUGGCCAUUAAACGGCAGAAAUAUCGCCAGAUCAGUGGUAAACAAAUGCGUUAUUUGUUUUAAAACCAAACCUUUUACAUUCCAACCAGUUAUGGGUGACCUGCCAAAAGCACGCAUGCAACCCGGCCGCGCAUUUGCGACCACUGGUAUGGAUUUUGCCGGUCCUAUAAAAAUCAAGACGAGCGCUCGCCGUAAUGCGCCGAUAUUAAAAGCAUAUAUAUGUGUGUUCGUGUGUUUUGCCACCAAGGCAGUACACAUAGAGUUGGUGAGCGAUCUAAGCACGGAUGCUUUCUUAGCCGCGCUCCGAAGAUUUUGGUCAAGGCGCGGGUACUGUACAACAUUAUGGUCCGACAAUGGCAAAAACUUCGUUGGAGCCAAUCGAAAGUUAAAAGAAUUAUGCGAUUUGUUUGGUUCCAAGGAACACCAAGCGAAAGUGCAACGUUGCGUGACCGAAGUUGGAAUAAAUUGGAAAUUCAUUCCCGUAUAUAGCCCUCAUUUCGGCGGAUUGUGGGAAAGCGCCGUUAAGUCGAUAAAACAUCACUUAGUCAGGCAGCUAGGUAGUACAGCUUUAACGUUUGAAGAACUAUACACCGUAUUAAACCGUAUAGAAGCUUGCUUGAACUCCCGUCCUUUAUCCCCGUUAUCUUCUGAUCCAUCCGAUCUAAAUGUGCUCACGCCUGGGCAUUUCCUUGUUGGUGGCUCUCUGACUUGUUUACCAGAUAAAGACGUGGCAAACGUGCCAACCAACCGUCUUCGCCGCUGGCAAUUGGUAACUCAACUGACACAGCAAAUUUGGCAGCGUUGGAGUCGGGAGUAUCUUAGCCAAUUACAGGGACGAACCAAGUGGUCAUCAAAAAAUGGUCCAUCGGUAAAAAAGGAUUUGUUGGUGGUCAUAAGGGAACCUAAUUUGGCACCUACACAGUGGCGACUGGGUCGAAUUAUCGAAUUACACCCCGGUCAGGACGAUGUCAUUCGCGUGGUCACUGUGAGAACGGAAAGGGGUCAGUCCAAACAAGCCGUUAGAAACUUGUGUCCCUUGCCACUUGAUGAUUAA
Molecule: messenger RNA, 5181 nt
Organism: Macrosiphum euphorbiae (potato aphid)
Lineage: Eukaryota; Metazoa; Arthropoda; Insecta; Hemiptera; Aphididae
Source: the annotation of a GenBank genome assembly